GAUGCUUUAAGCUCUGUAAAUAAUAUCAUAUCUCCUCUGGAUCAUACACAUUUUCAUGACCAUUCAAACAAUAAUGUAAAUCAGUACAAGAUCUAUAACAAUGAAUUCCAGAAAUAACUUAUUUUAUAAUUAUGCAAGAUUCAGCAUCUGCUGGCUGCCAUCAGCCGGGUACUUUUUAACUUGGGAUCGGGCGGCACUGGACUCUCGGGUGUCAUCGGAAAUCGUAGCUGCCAGAAAAUAUAGCAGCUGGUUGCCGCCUGACAGCCACUCAGCCAGCCUCUCUGAUUGUAGCCCAUCUUAACUUGUAUACACACACAGUACACCAACACCAACACCAUUCACCGUGUCACCUGUGCUGUGCAUUUUUGCUUCUACAUAGCAAUUCUAAUAUUUCUAAUUCAUGUACCUUAAGCUGGCUGUUUUAGAGCUUCGAUGACUAUGUUGGAACAGAUAGAACUACUGUUUUUCGAUACAUUCGCUCAUGAUAACACAGAGGAAAUCAAUUUAGAUCUGGUGCAGUUUCCAAAGCCAGUCUUUGUCACUGAAGUAAGAAUAAUUCCUUUGGGAGCUCGUGUUCAAGCAGAUUUUCCAGGAGGUGUCAGACUUGGAGCUACAAAUCCCAGUCAGUUUGAUAUUGAAUUUUUUGUGAAUGAUUUAGGAAAACCUGGAGCUAGCACUUUUGAGACAUUGGGAGGAUUCAAGUAUGAUCAAAAUGGUUGUAUAAAUUUGGAGUGUGCUGCAGAAGAAAGCAUUAGAAAAAUACCAACUGAUGGACUGGUUCUGAAAGGAUGGUAUACAACGAUCACUUUGGCAGUAUAUGGCACACUCACAAACAAAAUUACCGAACAAAUAAUCCAACCAGUCGUGAACCCUUCUCUUCCUGCUCAGCCCAAUACAAUUGCAGACGUUCAACAAAUCUGCUCUAGCCAACCAUUAGAGACAGAGUGGCCACAAGAAAAUAUUCAAACCCUUCCAAUAGACUAUAAUACACAACAGGCAACGCCCUAUCAGACAUACAACCAACAGGAACCUUUUACUCAGGAUUACGAGUAUUAUAGUGAUGUUCCUAAAGAUCCUAGGAGUUAUCUUCAUAAUCCGGAGACUGAAUGGGAUAGUAAAAGUAGAAGUAGGGUUUCAGAUGCUGAUAGAGAUAAGGAUAGGGAGCGUAAUCGAGACGUAGGAUAUCAGAAACAAGCAACUUCGGAACGAGAUCACAAUAGACCAGAACUACGUCGAGACAGAGAGAAGCGCUUUUCCAGAUCACAAAGUGGUGAGCUUGAAAGACCCUCUCGUGAAUAUAGAGACAAUGAAAAUGAUAAGGAAGCAGAGUGGAAAGAUCAUGAUCAUCAAGAAUAUAUUCCUACAGAACGAUCGGAGCAUGACUGGAGUGAACGAGAAAAAGAAAGGGGUCAUGAGAAGGAGAGAGAAAGAUGUUAUAAGCAUGACGAUAACUAUAGAAGAUCUCACAAUAGGGAUGAGAGGGAGCGAGAUGACAGGAAACGUCCCAGGACUCCUCCAAUUCAGUCCCCAAAGCGGCCUCAUACCCCACUUAAUCUCGAAAACAAAGAGAUACUGAUUACAGAAUCUAAAAAUAUCAAUAAACAGGAAAACAGUUCUGAAAAAGAUAUUGGGGAAGAAUCAGAGAAUAAAAGUCCAAUCAAUGAACCCAAAGAAGUGCACAUUUCACCCAUUGAAGAACCUGCUCCGAUAGAUGUUGAAGAAUUUGAGCCAAUUUUGAGUGACGAAGAUAUUUUAGAUGACGGAGAUCACUAUCAAGAUUUGGACUACGACUAUACCACAUAUACCAAUAAUGAUGACAUAAUCAAACUCUUCACCCCUGGCGUAACACCAUUGUUGCAUUAUCCCAAACCUGUGAACUUUUACAUCACAGAAAACUCCAUUGAUAUUGAUGAUAAUCUAAGAAAUUGCAUUGGAAUAUCUGAUGAUUAUUUCAAAUCUGGUAUAACCAAGUUUGAAUUGAGUUCAUUCGAUAGACUAAACACGGAAAUUAAAGAAGAAUUCAUACACCUAUGUGAAAGGGUUAUGGGUACUGUAGGACCUUCGUCCACUUUUUGUGAUAUAGUAAAACUGUAUAUUGAUACCAAAUCGAUGAACGUUCAGAAUUUGAAACACGAAGAUAACGAAUUGAUUGAUCAAGUGAAAUUCAUUGUUGAAACAAUAAUGGAAUGGCUUAAAAUAUCUUUAAAUUAUGAAUUAGCCAAUAUUCAAGACCAACCUGCUUAUAAAAUAAGACACAUCAAAUGUGGAGUGAGAUUAGCAGAUUAUUGUUGUAAAUGUCUGGAUUUUUUGAAACUUCUAUGGCAAAAUGAUUUCAACAUACAUAAGGAAUUACUAAACCUAUAUGAACAGGAAUUCAUGGCAUUAUCAAUAAAACUCAUUAUCCUCAAAGCUUUGGACAGCUAUCUACAACACAAAUUUUCUAUAGAAAAAUUCUUACUGAGUAGUUCUAAAGACCCAGACAAACAGAACGGUUUCAAUGAUGAUUUGCCUGUUGAUGAUGCAAAUGGCUAUAAGACUUUAGUUGGUUACAUGAUGAAUGAGCCGUUGGUACGUGCAAAAUUCGCUAUAUCGUCAAUUUUGAGGAAGCUGAAUUUAUUCGAAAUAAUAAGAAAGCUACAUGUUAUUGUAGUGAAGUUAGGAGAUAUUUCUCAUGAUAUAUCAGCUGAGGAAAUUAAUCUUAUAACCAAAUCCUUAAAUGAAAUACUUCGAUACUGCCAUACCGGUCCCUUUGUACUUUCACAACCAAAGAGGUUUUUACCCGUUUCUUCACAAUUUGAAAUUAUUAGAAACGAGUCAUAUGGAGUAUUUGUUGAAUACUUUGAAAUGUUCAGUGUCUUGCAGUGUUUUGUUUUACUUCUCACCUAUCAUAGUACACUGAAUUUGCCAUUGAUAAAGACUCCGAUAUUUGGGAUAAUAUCGAGAUUAUUGGACAAACAAGAAGGGUUGCAUUAUUUGUCUGAAAAUGUAGACACAGUUAAUGUUCUACUGAAAUGUUUGUGUAAAACGGAUGACCAAUUUCAGUAUGAGUACAUAGAAAUGAAGUCCCAUCAUUUAGGGCUCAAGAUAGCUUAUAAAAUUCAUGCUCUUUAUCAUAUUGACUACCUUUUGGCCACUGGCCGUUCAUUUAACUUUGACUGUGACACUUCAGAAGUUAUAGAUCACCUACAUGAGUUGUUCUGUUUAACUUUUAAUCCUAUUGGAAAAGUUUCAUGUGCAGAAGUAUUAGGUUUGGACAAUAACAUACAAAGCAUUCUGCAAUUUUUAGAAUUCAUUGUUACAAAAGAGAAAACAGAGUCAAUAAUAGCACGAGUCAAAAAAUCAACUGGUAUUGCUUAUAUUGUGGAUUUAUUACUGAUUACUGUGUCAGUUGUCUCAAACAUUCCAAUUAUGGAAAAGUAUUCGAAAAUGUUGAUACAUAUAAUUAACCAACAAGACAUAUUUGAAGAGAGUGUGAGUCUCAAACUAAUCGAGUUACGGUCAUAUAUGAUACCAUUUGAAGGUAUGCCCACUCUCUCAUACGACAACAUUGCAUCCUUUGUGGAAAUAAUUGAUAGAAACUGUGAAAACGCCGUAUCUAAUUUGGGUGUUUUAACCACAGCCUUGAGAAUUCUUGAAUACCUUGGGAUUGCUGAAAAAUCACAGCUGACGAGUUCACAGAAUCCAUUAUCACAUUACAUAGAGCUGAAGUAUAAGCAUGUUAUUCUACAACUUUAUACCCUGGAUGGAAUGAGCCUUUUAGGCAGAGUCUUGCAAAAAAUAAAUGACCAUUAUGAGCAACCAAGCAUCCAUUCAUCAGCCUUCGUCUCUAGUCAAGGUUGGUCUUUAUUGAAUGUAAUCGAACCUACUAUUCUGCUUGUUAAACAGAUGUUAUCUUAUGUAAUUCAAUGCCGAAAUACAAACUUCAGAGAUCUGACAGCCAUUCCUAUUUUUCUGCAAACGUACAGUUUGCUUCAUAGCUUCCCGCCUACGUCUCCAGGAUUCUUUUUUGCUCAAGAAGUCAAAUCUCACAUAGUUGAUACCCUCUUAGUGUAUACUCAACCUGUUUCUGAUCAAAUAAAUGAAAAAGAUUCGCUAACAAAAUCUCUGUGGACUCAAAUGUGUGGAGAGAUAAUAAAAUAUGUGACACAGUCACCCCAUACUUUCAUCCCAGGUUUGCUUAUACUUUCGGAAAUCCUACCAUUGCCGCUACCAAUUCAGACAGUAGAUGAAUUGUCAAAAGAUGAAAUUUCAUGGGUUAUAAAUUUACGAAAGCUUUGGUCAGCACACCUGCAUCCCCAUAGUGCUAUAAUGCAAGAUAUGGUAAAUAAACUUUGUAUAUCGACACAGACGCAGUUGCUCAAUCUUCUCAGACGUAUUUGUGUGCAAAUUGCUGACUUGUCGGCCAACUCUGCAAUAAUGAUAGCAAGAGGAAUCCUUGACAAUAUUUACGAUGCUCUGAUACCGAAAGAAGAUGCUGAAAUUGCACCUUGUAACAGUCAUAUCGCUCGAUUAUUGAAUUUUCUAGCAUGUCUAGUUACACAUAACACUAUCAAAUGUGCUGUGCUACAUGUGAUACACACUAACAGUAAUGUAACUCUCAAAACAGAAGAACGGUAUGUCUCUUUGAUACCUGCCUUUGCACAAGUGUUGAAAACAAGCUCAACUAUCAACAGUCAUGUGCAAUGUCAAGAAUGUAUACUGAGUAUCAUACAGAGUUUUUGUGAUACAGAGAUUACUUUAAUGCAGAACAGUGUUUCAGGAGGUGUAAUAACAUCAGACGAAUUUCUGACUAAUGCUUUGCCUAUUAAAGAUCAUCUUUUGGCAUUUAUACAGAUGAUUUGGGAGCACCUGAUUUCAGAAAAUUCUUUUGUCACCUAUUUACCCAUUUUGAGGAUAUUGCUUUUACUAUCAGAGCAUGAUUAUGGGUUUUAUCAUUUGAAAGAACACCUGCUUAAGAAGACUGAUGUUUUUGUCGUGCUGUUAGAUAAACUUUCGACAAACUUUUCAAAAGAAAAUGGAGAAUGUCUCUCUACACUAAAUACCCUUAUAGAAUUUUUGAGAGUGUGCAAUUCGACAGAUGAAGAAAGUGAUACGACCUUAUUAUAUACUCCAAGGAAAUCAAAACUUUCUUUGAGUGAACUCAAAAGCCUUAUUGGAUGGACAAGUGAAGGAAAACCUGAAAAUCAUCAAUUUUUUUCGUUGCAAACUAUUUUGAAGGAAGCUGUUGCAGAAAAUAGCACAUUCGAGAGUUUCCUAGAAGGCCUAACUGCUUUUCUCAAAAUACUGGAAGAAGACUAUUCCGAAAUUAACAAAGACUUCGGUAAUGAAAUCAUUCUGGCCGCACCAGAAAGUUUGUUGGUUCAGUUUUCAUGUAGAGCAAUCUUCAGUUCCUCUGAUGUUUGUGAUGAAAGAUUAACUGCAAGUUAUUGGUUAGCAGUACCGUCGGACGAAGGCGAAAAUGAAUUGGAACAUGUUCCUUGUGAUUUGAUAGAUAUUUGUCGACAGAAUUUGAGACCAGAAUAUAGCUUAAUCAAGGAUAUUGAGAAAUUGUGUAGAAUAUCUCGAACUGAGAUUGUCGAUGAUAAGGAAAAGAGAAUCGAUGAUGAAAAUAUGAAGAAACCUUUUGUGACACCUACCAGAACGAGAGGUUUCCCAAGAACAGUUCCUCAGCGUCCUGAUUUAUUCAGAUCGAGGCCGCCGAAUACUUCCAGGCCUCCCUCGCUGCACGUAGACGAUUUUGUUGCUUUGGAGACGUGUGGUGCACAACCAACUGGACCCACUGGGUAUAACAAAAUUAGUCGAGAUAUGCUGGCUUCCACAAGAAUCGCUAGGGGUACAAGGGGCAGAGCUUUUGUUACAUCAGAAAGAUCCGUGCAGUAUAGACAAAUGCCGUGGUGGGGAGCUGGCAUGGGGAGAGGACCUUACCAGAUGUAAAUAUUGAGAAUGAUAAUACAUGUAAUUUCAAGUAUGUUUGUAUUUUGUAUGUUUAUGCAUAACAGUAAGUGUAAAUAUUAGAAGUGUACC
Molecule: messenger RNA, 6024 nt
Organism: Phaedon cochleariae (mustard beetle)
Lineage: Eukaryota; Metazoa; Arthropoda; Insecta; Coleoptera; Chrysomelidae
Source: the annotation of a GenBank genome assembly